GAGGGAGAUUUUGCCGCUGCGUUGGUCACAUGAUAAGGGCGGAAACUGACUCGUCCGACGUCCACGCCGAUUCUCCCGCGUACGCAGCCAUUUACCCUUUCCUCGCUUCGCAGCGCCACUGUUUUCGCAGAGAUGGCCCAGGAAGAUUCUGCAGCAGCUAUAUUUAAGCUUGUGCUGGUCGGUGAUGGAGGUACUGGUAAAACAACAUUUGUGAAGAGACAUCUUACAGGAGAGUUUGAGAAGAAAUAUGUUGCUACUCUGGGAGUGGAGGUGCACCCGCUGGUUUUUCACACCAACAGAGGAGCCAUCAAGUUUAAUGUAUGGGACACUGCUGGUCAGGAGAAGUUCGGAGGUCUGAGAGAUGGCUACUAUAUUCAAGCCCAGUGUGCCAUCAUCAUGUUUGAUGUCACCUCGCGAGUCACCUACAAAAAUGUGCCCAACUGGCAUCGUGACCUGGUCCGCGUGUGUGAAAACAUUCCCAUUGUGCUCUGCGGUAACAAGGUUGACAUCAAAGAUAGGAAAGUCAAAGCUAAAAGCAUCGUCUUUCACCGCAAGAAGAACCUGCAGUACUAUGACAUUUCUGCCAAGAGUAACUACAACUUUGAGAAGCCUUUCCUGUGGCUAGCAAAAAAAUUAGCCGGAGACCCCAACAUGGAGUUUGUGGAAAUGCCUGCUCUUGCGCCUCCAGAAGUUGCAAUGGACCCAGCCAUGGCUGCUCAUUAUGAGAAGGAGCUUAAUGCUGCUGCGCAAACGGCACUCCCAGACGACGACGAAGACCUCUAACAUGUUCCCCGAGCCUCCUUUGCUCUCCCUCCCCCCGUGGAAGUCAACUUGUUGGAAUUUUGCCCCUGUAACUGUAAAACAUUCAGAUUUUUUAUUUUUUUGAUUUAUUUUUGUUUUAAAACUCAGUUAAAAAAAAAAAAGCAGAUCCUGGAAAAAGUUGCUGAUAAAUUUCGCUGUAGAGACACCAUCCACCUCAGUGUUAGCAUGACAACAUGCUUCUCUUUGCGCACCAUCCACUGCACUUAGUCAGCUUGUAAUGCUGUUGUACGGUGUGUUGGAAAGCACUAAAAUAGUUUGAAUAAAGACGUUCUCAAAACAUUUACUUUUUUUUUUUUUAUCUUUUCUGCUUUGUCGGGGAGGGGGGGUUAUUGGCACAGUAGCUUUUCAAUGCUAUGUAGAUGCCCAAGUUUGCCACAAGAGCUUUGUGUUGGAGUAAUUUCAACUUGUUUUGGUAAAUAAAUGCAAAAGACAAAAGUUUGGAUGUUGAUGUCUCUCCUCUCUCCCUGACGCCAUUAUUAAUAAAUAACAAUAAAAAAAAGUAUACACUCAAAAA
Molecule: messenger RNA, 1336 nt
Organism: Corythoichthys intestinalis (scribbled pipefish)
Lineage: Eukaryota; Metazoa; Chordata; Actinopteri; Syngnathiformes; Syngnathidae
Gene: ran
Product: RAN, member RAS oncogene family
Exons: 7
Coding region: 133-783 (216 amino acids)
Biological process (GO): ribosomal subunit export from nucleus; protein import into nucleus
Cellular component (GO): cytoplasm; nucleus
Molecular function (GO): GTP binding; GTPase activity
Source: RefSeq, a predicted model, not a curated record